AGCCGCCGACAGACGCUUUUAUAUUCCGGGCAAGAGCGAUUACGGUGAUGUUACAACGCACGAUUACUACCAUUUUUGUAUUGACAUCGACAGAUAUUUAUUGUUUAGAUCCUACAUUAUGUCUUUCUUAUACGCCGGAAGAGAGAACAUAUUGUAUUGCUUAUAAAGGAUAAUAAGAAUGAAUUUUUUUUGUACACAAAAUGAGAGUAUUAAUAGAAUACGGAUAUUACUUAAUUAAGUAUCACAGCUAUGUAUGAAGGACAAUUAUAUAUUUUUUGUCAUAAAUAAAGUAGAUAUAGAAAACAAAAGUAUUAAUAGAAUACUUUACUUACGGAUAUUACUUAUAUAAGUAUCACGGUUGUUAUGAAGUAUUAAUUAUCUAUUUUUGUCAUAAAUAAAAUGUUUUUUCUAUGAUUUUCUACGUAAAUAAUGGAUAUAAUUUUGAAACACGUUGACGUAAUUACUCUAACACGGGAUGAUGUGUGAUAUUAACGUAUAAUACACGUUAUUGUAUUAUUAGAUCGAGCAAUGAACGCAGCGAUAUAUAAUUCACUUAAUACUAAAAGGAUAAAAAUAAUUUAUUGGGUUUAAGAGAGAAAUAUUUUGAAGAGAUAUAAUUUUUUUCGCUUUGUUCUAAAAUUAUUUGGUUCGAAAAGAUUGAUCGAUCCCUGAGUGCAUGGAAAAUCUUAAGAAUGAAAAGGGUAAGUAAUGGAUUGUACAGCUGUAUAGGCUGUAUAGGCAUAAGAAAAACGUUUUAUGGCAUUUCUUACUUGUUCUUUGCAAUCGACCUAACAUUUUUGUAUUUUUAUGUGGAUAGAUUUUAUGCGUUAGAUCUUGCAUAAAGUGAAGCGAGUUCCCAAAAAGUCAUGUUUCCUGAACAAUGUUUAUCGUUGUACAAAAUUAUUCAGUUCAAGAAAUGACUUUAUUUUAUCUUCCUCUGGUUAUAAAAUAUAUUAUUUCUGCCUUUGUCCUUAGAUAAAAGAAGUGUUAGCCUUUUCAUUUAAAUUAUCAGAUCUAAAAAAAGAUCCAGGUAUGUAUCUCGCGAAUUUUAAAAUUCGAUAUUUUUAAAGAUAGAAUUUAAUAACAUCGUAAAUAUAUAAAUUUACCUUUUAUAAUCUUUAUUUUAUGUAAUAAUAUUUUUACAUGUAAUUUAUCUUCUCUUUAUUCAAAAUCUACAAUGUUAAGUUAUUUGAACGCAAUACUGUUCUCGUGCUGCGCUUGUUUUAGCACGGCGAAGUGGAUAUUCGUAUCCAAGAUAGCUGAAUAAACGAUGAUGAGGCAGAGAGAUAUUUCUCCCGUUCCUUCCUUAAAAUUCAUUAAUACGAUGCCAUCUUCCAUCUGUACAGAGUCCUCAAGUGGAUAAUGUUUCUCAACAUUGAUGCAUUAACGAGGCGAAAUUAGCGCGGUGAGCAAAUUAUACGUCGUUAUUAUCACGUUACGCCCGAUGGUGACGGUCUCUCCGUGUCGACGUAACGCGUAAUGAAGACGGAUGUAUUUACGUCCCGGGAUGUAAAUAUACCUGCCGUGUACGAAUGAAUAUGCGGCGUCUGAUAGGGGGGACUAUAACGGGCGUUGGACGAACGAAAUCGAUUCCCUGUUGACGUUGAUUCGCCCGCAGGUAUCAAAAUAGUUAUCGGUUAUGAUAUCAAACGCACACGUGAAUUUCGACGCGGAAUUGAAAGCCGUUGGCUUUUUCACGUGCAUUGAAAUACGGCCCCGUAAUCCUGUCCGAUUUCUCAUUCAACAUUCUCUUCUAGAUUACGUUGGAACGAGUUCGCGAGAUAAUAUCGUGUUUUAUUAUUAAUUAAUAAACGUGGGGAGUAAACGUCAAAUAAAUAAAUACUUUAUUGCUCAUAUGCAGUAGGCAAAAUCAAAUAUUUCGCAUUAAAUAAGAGAAUAUUAUGAGACGAGGAAUUAUUGUUGCCCACAUAAAAAAUAACAUUCAUCAAACCUCCAUAACUCCACAGGACGUCUAUCUUCACUAUGGAAGUCAGAUAGAUCUCCAAUAGAGAUCUAUAUCAUAUUCAUGAUGGAUGUCCUCUAUAAAUCUAUCAUGGAUGCUUAUUAGACAUCUAUUAUGAAUAUAUAAUAGAUAGGAUUGAGCGAACAGUAUGUGCGCCAUUGCCGACAGAUGGAUGGCGAUGUUCUAUUAUUCGUAAUUAAAAAAUAACAGAAUAAAGGGUGUAGCAUGAUGAAAUGCAGUUGUAGUUUUAUGUCUUAAUAAAACAACGAUAAAAUGAUUCCUCUUGAAGAUGCACGGUGAAAAGGCAAAAACUAAACUUCAAGAUGAAAGUACGUAAAAUGUCAUUCCGACAUUUACAGACAAAACAUAUCUAUAAAGAUAUUAUUAAACUUUCGCGUUAAUGACUAUGACUCAUCCAUCGAAGUUCUACGAAACACCUGUACUUGAUCUACAUAAUGUCUAUUAGUCAUUCAUCGAAACUCUAUGAAACGUCUAUAAUUAAUCUAUCCAUAACGUAUAUGUCUAAUAGACACCUAGGAUUGUCAUCUAAUGGAGGUUCGAUGGACGUACAUUGCGAAACUAUGAACUUUUAGCGGACGUCCAUUGGAAAUCACUUUAAUGGAGGUUCCGAAUCUCCGUAUUAGACGUCAAAUGAUUUUUGUGUGUGUGAUUAUGAAGUUUUACGUGCGUAUAAUUUUAAUUAUAUUGUAAAUACGAGGGAAUUACAUAGAAGGAGAAAUUAUUAUAUCUUUGUAUAUAAUGGAGAAAGUUGAAAUAUUUUUUGCUUUCGUCUAGAGAUGUCGCGGAAAGACAGCGGAAAGAGCGCGUCUCGGCAACAUCUCUCGACGGGACGCGAGCUCAUUCAGGAUCUCGUCAUACUUUACACACACAAACACACACACACACACACAUCGUGGUGUUGCGGCCACGACGCAAGCGUAGCACAGUAGCCCGCGUGUGCGAGUCCUACUACACUAGAUUCCGCGUUUGUAGGACAGGGUCGUGGGGGCGGGGAGGGAUAGUUAGGGGGGUGAGAACGGCCUUUAUUGAGCGGCUUCUGCGCGAACUCGCCCCGACGCUGCUGACGCCGACGUUCCCGACGUUUUCACCCUCAGGGACGGAUUACCACCCUCCCCCCCGAGUAUCACGCCACCGGUAACAUCGCUGUGAACGCAGUGUGGCUGCUGUCUUUCUGGUUUGGGAAAGGCAACAUGAGGGGUGGUUAGACAAGGAAAUCGCUGAUCUUAGAACAAGGGAUCUCAAAUUUGAGAUUCUCGAACGGAGAUCCUUCCUCACUUCUCAAUGGUAGAUUUCCGACUCGCAAAAUAUCACAACGUUAUUAUUUUUAUCUGGGAUCUGUUUAAAAGCAGAUAACGAUAUUUUUUUAUAAAUCCCAUAAAAUCCCCGUACGCGUGUCUCCCCGCGGCUUCAGAAUCACACGGUGACGGGGGAUGGAGAGGAGAGACGUGGAGGGGGGAGUUUCUUCGUCUCGAGUCAGGAUCCCGAGCCGUCUCAAUUCGGUCCUGCCGAUCCCCACUGCGGUUCUACCCCUUCCCAUUCCGUCGCGACAAAUCUGUUAUACGAGAUUUCCACCUUCAUCCUCACCCACCUCAUGGCAAUGAAUUUGAACGGGACACAGAUUCCCGCGGACGGGGUGAGAACGACGACGAGUCGGACGCAUUCGUCGCGGCGUCUGCGUCGGCUCCUACGUAAAACGAGAAAGAGAAAGGGAGAGGAAGAGAGCCAUGAGAUAAUGACUCCCCCUGUCUCUUAUCGCGGCCGCGGGUCCGGACGCCCGUAUCUCCUCAGCCCCGUAUCCGACGCGGCGGGCGAGAUUAUCUCCUCCGCGUGAGGACGUCCGGAUGUUGUCCCUUCCGACAUCGGGCUAAGCCUGGCUGUGCGACCAGGCCAGUCGUGGUUCAACGCCGCGACAAUCGAUCGCAAUAGUGCUCAAGGUGCCGCGUCCUCCGAGAGUGUGCGUCCACCACCACCACCACCACCACCCGUCCGACGAAUCGUCCCGUUUCACCGUCAGGAAUCAUCCGUCUGAUCCCGGUGUCUUGGUCCCAGGAGGAGAGGAAGGAGGAGGAAGUAGAAGCCGCAGGUGUCAGGGUGUCACGGCAUACAGGUAACUUCCUGAAGACGGUUCUAUUUCUCGUCGUCGUCGUCGGAAAGUCAUGCCCGAAGGUACGCUCGUCGGAAGGUACGCCCGAGGCCGGGCGCGAGAGACGGAAUCCGCAUGCAAAUGAAAUCCUCCUUUCCGUCGGGGGGAGGAUACGGACGAGCAUACGGGAGCGUCUACUCGGUAAAGAGGCCGCGAAAAAGCGAGCGGUGAAUAUAAAUGCGUGCUCGCGCUUUGAGAAUCGGAGAGAGGAACGUGCGCCCCCGUUCGCCCCCCUUCCCCCAUCCCUCCGUCACCCCCGAAACGCAGAGACGGGCAGAUGCGGCGGCUUAUCAGGAGGCGGAGGCGCACGAUCGCGAAUAUGAUAAGCGAGUGAGGGACUCCUCUCCGAGCGGCCGUCGUGCAUGAUAAUGCACGAUAAUAUCGCGCGCUGUGCGAAUAAAUCAUCGAUGAUUAUCGCGCAGCGGGGUUAGGGCGAUAAAUUGCCGAACAGAACGAAAGAAGGAAGGAAAGAAAGAAAGAAAGGGGAAAAAAAGGGAAGAGAGCGAUAAUACCGCGAAUGCCGAAAGAGAGGAUCGAUCGCGCCGCGUGCCGCGAGGAGGCGAUCCCGAGGAUGCUGCUGCCGCCGCUCGACAAGCAACACCGUUGCCGCCGCCGUCGCCCCGCCGCCGCCGACGAGGAGGAGGCUGCUCGGUUGAUCGACGUCGGAUCAACUCGAACGACUGAGGAUGCCCGCUGAACGGAGACGAUUCGCCGCCGACUCGCGCUUCUGAACAGCAACACCGAGAGAAUAAAGCGCUCGCAGGCACCAUGGGGAACGGCAUGAAUAAGGUGCUUCCUGGUCUUUACGUAGGUAAUUAUCAGGAUAGCAAGGACGCCGAUCAGCUAGAGCGUUUCGAAAUUACGCAUAUCCUGGCUAUUCACGAUACGGCUCGCCGUUUGCAUUCCGAUAAGCAUUAUCUAUGCAUCUUGGCCGCUGACAGUCCCGAUCAGAACUUGUCGCAGUAUUUUUCUGUGUGCAACGACUUCAUUCAUUCCGCCCGUCUCCGCGGUGGGAAUGUUUUGAUUCACUGUCUGGCUGGAAUGUCGAGGAGCGUGACGGUGGCGGUGGCCUACAUCAUGAGCACUACAAAUCUGUCCUGGAAAGAGGCGCUUAAAGUUGUUAGGGUCGGUCGUUCCAUUGCAAAUCCGAAUGUCGGUUUCCAGCAGCAGCUCAAGGACUUCGAGUCUAGCCGUUUACAAGAGGAACGUAACAGGCUGAAAGAGCGAUUCCCCAGCCUCGCUCUCGCCGAGUCCGACGCCGAGAUCUGCAGAUCCACUCUGAGAAAUUACGAAACACUGGCCCUAGCGAGAGAAGUGUGCGAGGGUAAGUGCGCCUUGGGACGCACUUGUCCGACUGGGCUUUGCCGUCAAGCUACUUCCAAGAGGACUCUGAGAAGGAAGUCAUCCACCAGUAGUAUCGGAAGCAUGUCAUCCGGCAGGACGCCUCCGCAAACACCCAGGAUGCUGCCGUCCGCGCCACCCUCGCCAGCUAUGCACAGAUCGUCCAGCGUUGUGUCCACCGGCUUUGUGACAAGACCGGCGGGAUUGCACUCUUAUACCGGAGGAUCCGCUCCGCCUUCUAGGGCUGUCUCGAGGGUGGACCUAUCGGCGGCGGUCGCCUGCAGCAGCAGCAGCAGCAGCAGCAACACCAGCCUCUCCGCCGUGGGCAGAUCGAGCGCGUUUUCCAGCAGCAAUUGGCGACUGACCGCCGGUUCCGCGCCGAACACCCCGCGGCCGACGCCGCCGGUCUCUCCGCAACGCUGGCCGAGACGGCUGUCGAACCGGCAGACGCCGCAGCUGCCGGUACCACCGUCGGCGGAGUCCCACCCCUCGACGACGAUGACGUAACAUCGGGAGUCGCGCGGUUCAUUGUCGAGCCUGCUGGAAUAACGGACCGAAGAAGGGGGAUCGGCGGACCGCUCGAGGAUCUCAUCACUUACGAUAAUAUUCUUCAUCGUCGGCGGACUAAAUCGCGAGUUUGCUAUCGUUUUUCCGGCGUCGGAUGCGCGAUCGUGCGGAUGAGUCUCCCGGGAGGGAGCAGCUUCCGCUAAAAAAAGAGGAGGGAAAUGUUUCGAUAAAGGUAUUCCAUGAAUUAUACAAAGACGUGCCUGCGAAUGUUUUUUACAUGUUUUGGAACAUUCGAUGUUUCCAGCGGAGGGUAUAACGACGAGAAACUAUUACAGGGGCGCGGGGUGGGGGGUGGGGAAGGGAUAAAUAACUGAUGAUCCACGUGAUCGUGUAAAAUGUUGGAUCGGAUUUGAACUCGUCGGGGAGGGGAAAAAAAAAAACACCCCGUGUUUUAAUCGGAUGCGCGCGCGUAACGCAUUGCCGGGGAUUUAGCGAUGUUGACUUAUACAAGUUGUUACAAGUUGUUGCUUAUACUGACGAGAAAGUGCUUUUACCGCGGAUGGAUGGGACGAGAAACGAUGAAGAUAUACUCUCUCUCUCUUCGUACGUAUCGGAUGACAACACACUUCAUGUGAGUUAAUUUCUCGAUUAGACCCGCAUCCCGCGAACAUAAUAGCUGGAUUCUCUCAUGGAGAGAAAUAGAAGUAGUGAUGCGGAUACUGACAAUCUGUCAUUUAAAUAUAUACGUACAACGCGAGGUUGAGAAUUCAGGGUGGUACACGAUGGUCGCGCAAAAAAAAAAAAAAAACCGAAUCGAUCUGUGAGGCGAAGCGGCAAAUUGGAAAGAUUGACACACCCGGGAAUUAAUCCUUCGGGGGGGCUUUAUCGGUUACAAUGAUAAUUGCGCGCAAUUAAGUGCGGAAUCGGUUAUUUCGCGCUUUUUUACGGUCGCGGACACUCGGUCGCGCUAAUAACGCGCUCGUUAACGACCCCCGUGUGCAGCAAUCCUUCCCUCGGAGAUAAUGUGCGAAAUCGUUACCGACUAAUUAUUGGUUAUGAAAAAGAACAUUGCUCAAAGCGGCAAUUACGCAAUAUACAUACAUUUCAAAGGAUUAAUGAAAAAAA
Messenger RNA from Monomorium pharaonis (pharaoh ant), 7100 nucleotides. RefSeq names its product dual specificity protein phosphatase 15. The coding region runs from base 4896 to 5975 and encodes 359 amino acids. The record is from RefSeq and is a predicted model, not a curated record. Gene Ontology annotation, cellular component: cytosol. Gene Ontology annotation, molecular function: protein tyrosine/serine/threonine phosphatase activity. NCBI's taxonomy places the organism in Eukaryota, Metazoa, Arthropoda, Insecta, Hymenoptera, Formicidae. Gene Ontology annotation, biological process: protein dephosphorylation. The transcript is spliced from 8 exons.